This is a messenger RNA of Kluyveromyces marxianus DMKU3-1042, 1494 nucleotides long. RefSeq names its product glycine hydroxymethyltransferase SHM1 (gene SHM1). Gene Ontology annotation, cellular component: cytoplasm. Gene Ontology annotation, biological process: tetrahydrofolate interconversion; L-serine catabolic process; folic acid metabolic process. Gene Ontology annotation, molecular function: zinc ion binding; serine binding; cobalt ion binding. The coding region runs from base 1 to 1494 and encodes 497 amino acids. The record is from RefSeq and is a predicted model, not a curated record. The transcript has a single exon. NCBI's taxonomy places the organism in Eukaryota, Fungi, Ascomycota, Saccharomycetes, Saccharomycetales, Saccharomycetaceae.
AUGCUGUCAAGAAGUGUUCGUUGUUCUAGAAAUGUGUUAAUUGGCGUUAGACGUUAUGCGUCGUCAAAAGCUGCUGCUGCCGGAGUAAGUGGUAACCAAUUAUUGGUAUCUAAGCAUGUACAAGAUAUUGAUCCUGAGAUGUUCGAUAUCUUGACAAAAGAGCGUCAAAGACAAAAGCACUCUGUCACUUUAAUUCCUAGUGAAAAUUUCACUUCCAAGUCAGUUAUGGAUCUUUUGGGUUCAGAAAUGCAAAACAAAUAUUCUGAAGGGUAUCCUGGUGAACGUUACUAUGGUGGUAACCAAUUUAUUGACAUGGCAGAGUCGCUGUGUCAAAAGCGUGCUUUAGAGCUUUACAAUUUAGAUCCUGAGUUAUGGGGUGUCAAUGUUCAACCAUUGUCCGGUGCACCAGCAAAUUUGUACGCUUAUUCUGCUGUGAUGGAAACAAAUGAUCGUUUGAUGGGAUUAGACUUGCCACACGGCGGUCAUUUAUCUCACGGCUACCAAUUGCCAAGCGGUACCAAAAUUUCUUACAUAUCAAAGUACUUUCAAACAAUGCCAUAUCAUGUCGAUGCUCAAACUGGUAUCAUCGAUUACGAUACUUUGUCUAAGACGUCUAAACUAUUUAGACCAAAGGUCAUUGUUGCUGGCGCUUCAGCAUACUCCAGAGUAUUGGAUUACAAGCGCUUUAGAGAAAUCGCUGAUGCAUGUGGAGCCUAUUUGAUGGUUGACAUGGCACACAUUUCUGGUUUGAUUGCAGCUGGUGUGACCGCAUCUCCAUUUGAUUAUGCCGAUAUUGUUACAACCACCACACAUAAGUCAUUACGUGGUCCAAGAGGUGCAAUGAUCUUUUACAGAAAGGGUGUCAGAAAGGUUACCAAGAAGGGUAAGGAAAUCAUGUAUGACUUGGAGAAGAGAAUCAACUUCUCUGUGUUCCCUGGCCACCAAGGGGGACCACAUAAUCAUACUAUCUCUGCUUUGGCAGUUGCCUUAAAGCAAGCUUCUACUCCAGAAUUUAAGGAAUACCAAACUGCUGUAGUAGAGAAUGCCCGUGUGUUCAGUGAAGAAUUAAUCAAAAAGGGUUUCAAAUUGGUCUCUGAUGGUACUGAUACUCAUUUAAUCCUUAUCAACUUGUCUAACUUGGGUAUUGACGGUGCAAGAUUGGAAGCUUUAUUGGAAAAGAUCAACAUCGCUGCUAACAAGAACACUAUUCCAGGUGAUAAAUCCGCUUUGUUCCCAUCUGGUUUAAGAGUGGGGACUCCGGCUAUGACUACUAGAGGAUUUGGACCUCAAGAGUUUGCUCAAGUUGCUAGUUACAUUGAUAGGGCGGUGAAAUUGGCAAUUGGUAUUAAAUCUCAAGAGUCCCCAGAUGCUAAGGAUGCAAGAUCUAAGUUAGCAAACUUUAAGGAGUUAUGUAAUGAGUCCGAACAAGUUAAGGAACUUGCAGCUGAAGUUUACCAAUGGGCUGGCGAAUUCCCAGUCCCAGGUGAACUAUAG